Molecule: messenger RNA, 2795 nt
Organism: Mugil cephalus (flathead mullet)
Lineage: Eukaryota; Metazoa; Chordata; Actinopteri; Mugiliformes; Mugilidae
Product: thrombomodulin-like
Exons: 1
Coding region: 156-1676 (506 amino acids)
Cellular component (GO): membrane
Molecular function (GO): calcium ion binding; transmembrane signaling receptor activity
Source: RefSeq, a predicted model, not a curated record
UGCCUCCCUCACUUCCUCGCGUUCAGGAAAAGAAAAAGAAAAAAAAGGGCGAGUGAGAGAGAGUCUGAGGCCUAUAAAUGGGGGCAUCACUAAACUUCCAGUAGCGACGAUAGUUUCGGUUGGUCAAACGCAGAGGCCUUUUUAUUAUCGGCAUCAUGAACUCUACAGCACAAGCGCUGCUGUCCUGUGUGCUUCUCCUCUGCGCGCUGCUGGAGGGGAUCCUCUGUCGGAGCGGACAUUGCACCGGGAAACUGUGUUCCUUCGAAACUCUGGGAGACUUCCAAGAUUCAAAGAAAGCCUGCGAAGACACGCACGGAGAUUUGUUCAAGUUUAGGCCUGAAGAAGACACGAAGGGAUUAACGAGUGCAGUACGUGGGCUCGCCAAAAAAUACUGGGUGCACAACACCUUCACGGCAGGAGCGGAAAACUGCUCCGCCGUCUCCGUGAUGAAGGGACGGAGCGUGGCGGCGUCGUGGGAGCCGUGCGGCACCAAACUGGACGGAUUUCUGUGCCAUUAUAACCAUGGGGAAAGCUGCAGUCGUUUACAGGCUCCAGCGGGCGCGGAGGUGAGGUACAGGACGACUACGGGAUUUGAGGUGACCGAUUCAGAGACGUUUCCACUGGGGAUGUGGGCUGAAACGAGAAAGGCUGGCGGUGAGCACCUGGACGCGAGGUACAUGUGCGCACCCUCCUCCGGCUGGCAACGAGCUCCCUGGAAAUGUGAGGUGAUGGGCGGCGGAUGUGAGGAGAGCUGCAGCCCCGCCACAGACACCUGUGCUUGUCCCGAAGGACAGAUUAUCCACGCGAACAACAUCACCUGCACAUCGGAUGGCGCCAAGAACUACAAGCUGGCAAAGGACGAGAAGAGCUACGAGAAUGUGCAGCAGAAGGUGAAUGUGUGCGAAGAGAGGAACCCCUGCACAGCUGAGGGUGAGAAAUGUACAAAAAUCCAGGGAGAAUUUAAAUGUGAGUGCAUAGACGAUUUCGAAAGAGAAAAUGGACAAUGUGUGAAUGUCUCCAUCUGUUCAAAGUGUGAGCACAUGGACUGUCGCAAGUUCAACGGGGUUUACCAGUGUUUUUGCAGGAAGGGGUUCAAGGUGUCAGACAAAGAUCCUACAAAGUGUGAGCAAGACUGCACUGAGAGAGACUGCCCGGCCUCAUGCCCGCAUUCCACGGACCAGUGCUUCUGCCCCGAUGGCUAUGUCUCAGACAUGAGGGACAACACGACCAUUUGCACUGACAUAAAUGAAUGUGAGCACCAGCCAAUGUGUGAUCACAGGUGUGAAAAUACGUAUGGUAGUUACAGGUGUUUGUGCGACGAAGGGUUCUGGCUGCAGGGGAGGAACAAGUGUGUGAAAGAGGAUUAUAAGGAGGAUGGAUCGGGUUCAUCCACCGAGGUCAUCCCGCGAGCCAGUAUCCCGGCCACCAUUCAGCCAGCUACACUGCCCUCUUACAUCAAGACCGGCAGCGUGUUGGGCAUCUCCGUGUUCAUGGUGCUGUGUGUGGUGCUGCUGUACUUCCUGGCCCGAAGCAUGUCCAAACGUUGCAAAACAAUUCAUCUUUACACCUUCAAACCCCCCGAUAUCGACAUUUUCUAUCUGCAGCAGGUGACCACGGACACGUACAAGAGGUUUUCCUUUGACAAACAGAUCCGAAAUGACUCACAAAGAUUGUAACGGAGGCAUGGACCGUCUUUGUAUAGCUGUUUUCUCCACAGAGAGGCCUAGAGUGGGACUUCAUCAAUCUUGCACUGUAAUUCCAUGGUAUACAUCACUGCAUUUAACAACAAAGUUGGGAUUUCGGAGUUGGGAUUGUAACGACAAAGUGUCUUUAAUAACUUUCUUCAGGGAGUCAGUGAUUUGGUAUUGUGCUGAAGAAAAAAAGACCUCCUUGGUUGUACCAAUUUAUACAGCUCUAAAAUAAAAACAAAGAAGAAGACUCCAAAUUCUAGAAAUAAUGGUACUUAAAUGGUUAUUUUCUCUAAUUACAGUGCAGCUUCCAACAAGCCCAUGAUAUAAUUCUGCAGAAUUCAAAUCCCAUCUCGUAUAUCUGAAGUGAUGUAUUAUCAUUAUCAGUUGCCAUAAACACUAUUUUUGUCUUUACACUUUGAAACUUGGAGAAAGGAUCUAAAGAGAUUCAGUUUCAGCCAGAAGUUCAUUACCUGCUGGUCAUUCACUGUGAAACUGAUGCUUACUCAAAGCUGUGAUUUGGAUUUAGAGCGGACUAGCGUGAAAUCAAAAACAAACUCUAGCAUUCUCCUGAAAAGUUGACGGACUGAUGUAAAAAGUCAGUGACGGGCUCACGGGUCCACCCAGUGACUUAUUUCUCCAAAAGGAUAUAGUCAGUUGCAAAGUGGUUUCAUCACACAUGUGGCUCUUUAUGUAGUGAUUUGUGCCAUAAUGAACCACUUUAGCUAUGAUAAAAAAAAACUUGUAAAUACCACAAUGAUAACUCAGUAUUAAUGGAUUUACAGUUUAGUCUAACUACGUGUAUUAGAGCAUUAUCUCGGUUGUUGCUGAGGAGUUAACCUGCUCAAUAACUGCUUACACUGAAAUGUACACGAGAGUGAAUUUACUACACUGAAAUGUACAUGAGAGUGAAUGUACCACACUUUACUGUGUGACAGACAUAUAUUGACAGAUCACACUGACAUGAAUGUAAAACGUGAAUGUUCUGCUAUGGUCUAUGGUCUACCUAUGUAAAGGAACACCUCCUGAAAAUGUUUAACCACUGUGUAACAGUCCAGCUACAAGCUCUCACUUUGUGGUGUCGAUAUUAAAUGAUGAUACAUGCUA